This is a messenger RNA of Sardina pilchardus (European sardine), 2903 nucleotides long. RefSeq names its product NACHT, LRR and PYD domains-containing protein 12-like. Gene Ontology annotation, molecular function: protein binding. Gene Ontology annotation, biological process: intracellular signal transduction. The coding region runs from base 1 to 2793 and encodes 930 amino acids. The transcript has 6 exons. NCBI's taxonomy places the organism in Eukaryota, Metazoa, Chordata, Actinopteri, Clupeiformes, Clupeidae. The record is from RefSeq and is a predicted model, not a curated record.
AUGAAUGUCCAGACCACACAAGAAGUGAUAUUCAGUGGAUCCUGCAAAACAAUGGAUGAUAUCCUACAGACAGUCAAAGAGAAGCACAAAACUAAGUAUGAGAGCUUCUUUGAGGGAAUCAAGCAACAGGACAAGAAAACCCUCGGUAACAGGAUUGACACACAACUAUGGGUCAUAGAAGGGGAGGGUGUUAGGAUAAACGAAGAGCAUGAGGUUUUACAGAUGGAACAAACACCCCGGCCUCAACCAAUUCAGGACAUGCCAAUCAACUGCAAUGGCAUUUUUUUGCUCUCUCAAGAACCUGGAUAUCAGGAGAGAAAAGAAAGGAAAGCAAAAAUAAAGACUGUUCUCACUAAAGGCAUCGCUGGAAUUGGAAAAACAGUCUCUGUGCAGAAGUUUGUUCUGGACUGGAUUGAGGGAAAAGCCAAUCAGGACAUAGAUUUUAUUUUUGUACUUCCAUUCCGCAAGCUGAAUUUGAUUAGACAUGACCAAUCCAGUCUUCAUAGACUUCUGCUUGACUUUUACCCUGAACUCAAAUGUCUACAACCAGAAGCAUAUGAUACAUGGAAAAUUGUGUUCAUUUUUGAUGGCCUCGAUGAAAGCAGAAUUCCACUGAAUUUUUCAGGAAGUGAGAACGUUUCUGACAUGACAACAUCGUCAUCAUUAGAUGUGCUAAUAAUAAGUCUCAUCAAAGGAGAAAUCCUUCCCUCUGCUCUCAUCUGGAUAACCUCCAGACCAGCAGCUGCUAAUGACAUCCCCUCCGAAUACAUCACCCGUAUAACGGCUAUCAAGGGAUUUACUGACUCUCACAAGGAGGAAUACUUCAGGAAGAGAAUCAGUGAUGAGCAUCAAGCCAACAAAAUGAUUUCACACAUCACAACAGAAAAGACCCUUUGCAUUAUGUGCAACAUACCAGUCUUCUGUUACAUCUCUGCCAUUGUACUUCAGAAAUUACUGGAACAAGAUAAAGCAAUGCCUAAAACUCUGACUGAAAUGUACACACACUUAUUGCUUAUUCAAACAAACACAAAUAACCAAAAGUAUGGUGAGAGAGAUGGGAAAGACCCAAAGGAGCUGCUCCAGUCAAAUCGAGAAGUGCUUUUGAAACUUGCCGAGCUGGCCUUCAAACAGUUAAUGGAGGGCAAUAUCAUGUUCUAUGAUCAAGACUUGAAGGAGUGUGGCAUAGACGGAAAUGAGGCUUCAGUGUACGCUGGAAUAUGCACUGAGAUUUUUAAGGAAGAAUCUGUGCUUCAUCAGAGGAAGGUUUAUAGCUUCAUACAUCUGAGCUUUCAGGAGUUUCUGGCCGGGGUCCAUGUGUUUUACUGUUAUGCAAUCAGUAACACAGAGGCACCACCAUUUUUUGAUUUCCUACACAGUUUGCAUAGAGCAGCAGUUGAUAAAGCCCUCGAUAGUAGGAAUGGACACCUGGAUCUGUUCCUUCGAUUCCUGCUGGGCAUCUCACUGGAGUCCAAUCAGAGACUCUUUCAAGGUCUACUGAUACCAACAGAAAACAUGUCUGCUAGCAUCCAGAAAACCGCAGAGUACAUAAAAGACAAAAUUAAAGAUGAUCAACUCAUACCUGAUAAAUCGAUCAAUUUGUUCCUCUGUCUACUUGAAAUGAAGGACCAGUCUCUUUGCAGAGAGAUUCAGGAGUUUCUGAAAUCAGAAACAUGUUCCGAGAAAAAACUCUCGGCUGCACACUGUUCAGCAAUAGCCCACAUGCUGCAGAUGUCGGAGGUCACGUUGGAUGAGUUUGACCUGAAGAAAUACAACACAUCAGAGGAAGGUCAGAGGAGACUGAUACCAGCAGUGGGACAUUGUAGAACCGCUCAACUUUCUGAUAGUAACCUGAGCGAUCAGUCCUUUGAAAAUGUGGCCGCAGCUCUUAAACUGCCAAACUCUCCCCUACGAGAACUGGACCUGAGCAACAACGACCUACGGGAUUCUGGAGUGAAGCUGCUCUCUGCUGGACUUGGGAUCCCACACUGUAAACUGGAGAUCCUGAGACUGUCUGGCUGUUUAAUCACCGAGAAAGGCUGUUCGUAUCUGGCUUCAUCUCUAUGUUCAAACCCCUCACACCUGAGAGAGCUGGAUCUGAGCUACAAUCAACCAGGGGAGUCAGGAGUGAAAAAGCUGUACGCUAAACUGGAGGAUCCCAACUGCAAACUGGAGACACUCAAUGUGGCCUUUGGGGGAUGGGUCAGAAUCACACCAGGACUACAGAAAUAUGCCUGUGACCUCACGCUGGACUCGAACACAGUAAACGUAUGUCUUUCUCUGUCAGAGAAGAACACAAUGGCGACAUAUGUGAAAGAGGACCUAUCAUAUCCCGAUCACCCAGAGAGAUUUGAUGUCCGACCACAAGUUCUGUGUAGAGAGAGUCUGUCUGGACGCUGUUACUGGGAAGUUGAAUGGAACGGAGUGAUUGAUGCAGCUGUGUCCUAUCAUGGGAUCGGCAGGAAAGGAAGCGGCAAUGACUCUUACUUUGGGCACAACGAAACGUCCUGGAGAAUGUACUGUGGUGACAGUAGGUUUUCUGUCUGGCAUGACAUGAAGUCUAUUGACAUAAAUGCACCUUCAUCUUGUUCCAACAGAGUAGCAGUGUACGUGGACUGUCCAGCCGGCACUCUGUCCUUCUACAGUGUCUCGUCUGACACACACACACUCACACACUUGCACACGUUCCACUCCAGAUUCACUGAGCCUCUCUAUGCAGGGUUCACGGUUUACAAUGGAUCGUUUUCUCUGUUGGAUACUACUGGAAAAGCUGUUGUCCUUAGGAACACGUAUUAAAAGCGCUGUUUACUUUUUAAACCUUUUUUACUCUGUUAGAUACCCCCAUGGCCCUGAUUGGUGCGUCUGAAAUGGGAACGUUGGAUGUCUUGCAAAUCAUGCUACAGGCU